AUAAACAAGCAACACUUGCCUUGUAAUAUUUGAAUAAAUCUGUAUUUUAAGAUGUUGAAGAGAAAACCCUCCAAUGUUUCAGAUAAGGAGAAAUCACAAAAAACAAAGCGGUCAAGCAGCUUUGGGAAUUUUGAUCAUCGCAGACAUCACUCAACAUCAAAACCAAAUGAUUCAUCUGAGCUAGAUGAAGUAGAUGGGACAUGUGAUGGCACAGAAAUGAGGCAAAACAAAACCAAUAAUGGAGGAAGCAUUGGAAAAAAGAUGCGGGCCAUUUCCAUGACUAUGAAGAAAAAGAUGGGUAAAAAGUACAGCAAGGCACUUUCAGAGGAAAUGAAUGAAGAAGGAAAAAACUUUUCUACUUCUAAUAGAGAAAGUGACCCUGGAAGAGAACCAACCACAGCUUGUAUAAAGGCUAGUGAUUCCAUGGACAGCCUCUAUAGUCUUAAUAGCGGUCAGAGCUCAUCAAGUGGUGUAACUUGUUGUUCAGAUGGAACAAGCAACAGAGACAGCCUAAGGCUUGAUGAAGAAAUCAGUUAUGUUGGACCAUUCUGUGGCAGAGCCAGAGUGCACACAGACUUCACUCCAAGUCCUUACGAUUCAGACUCUCUAAAAAUCAAGAAAGGAGAUAUAAUUGAUAUCAUCUGUAAAACCCCAAUGGGAAUGUGGACCGGACAGCUAAACAACAAGGUGGGAAACUUCAAAUUUAUUUAUGUGGAUCUGAUAAUAGAAGAGGAAUCUUCACCCAGAAAAAUAAAACCACACAAGAAAAGUAAAGGGGCCAAGCUUAAUUCUCUUCAGGAAUUCUUGGAGCAAAUCCAUCUCCAGGACUAUUUAUCAACCCUUUUGCUAAAUGGCUAUCAGACAUUAGAAGAUUUGAAAGAUCUAAAUGAAAAGCAUUUAAUUGAACUUAACAUCAAAGAUCCAGAAGACAGGACAAGGCUACUUUCAGCUAUUGAGAAUCUGCAAGACUCUGAAAAUGAACAAGACCAGGAAAGAGAACAAAUGCCACAGAUGUUGAACCCUAACGUCAACCUUAACAAGACACAAUUAAAUGACUGUCCAAGAGAUUCUGGUUGUUACAUCUCAUCAGAAACAUCAGAUAACAGCAAAGAAGACCUAGAUGCAGAAAAUCUCUCUGACAUGGUCCAGAAAAUCUCCAUCACUGAAUCAGAUUGAACGUUGUUUAAAUUUCCAGCAAAUUAUUAAUACUGAUUUGGCAGUUUCAAGAAAUGCAUUGAACUUAUUUGUUUGCAAAGUAUGCAAUAAUUGACAAUAGUAUACAUUAUUAAUUUUGAGACUGUAUUUGAUUCCCAUCUUUUUAUCACACUAUGCAAACAAAUAAUAUAAAUUUCUUAUGUUAUUAUUUGCAA
Python bivittatus (Burmese python) is the source of this 1370-nucleotide messenger RNA. The record is from RefSeq and is a predicted model, not a curated record. NCBI's taxonomy places the organism in Eukaryota, Metazoa, Chordata, Lepidosauria, Squamata, Pythonidae.